This is a messenger RNA of Doryrhamphus excisus (bluestripe pipefish), 4509 nucleotides long. It is a transcript of the gene pxylp1, whose product is annotated as 2-phosphoxylose phosphatase 1. NCBI's taxonomy places the organism in Eukaryota, Metazoa, Chordata, Actinopteri, Syngnathiformes, Syngnathidae. Gene Ontology annotation, cellular component: Golgi apparatus. The record is from RefSeq and is a predicted model, not a curated record. Gene Ontology annotation, molecular function: phosphatase activity. Gene Ontology annotation, biological process: chondroitin sulfate proteoglycan biosynthetic process; glycosaminoglycan biosynthetic process; dephosphorylation.
ACAGUACAGCCGAUGAAAUACUUAAUACUACUUUGUUUAUUCAAAUCAAAAUUAUUUUUACAGAACAACAGAUUUAUUUAAUUCAGUUUAAUUAAUAAAUGAUGGUUUCCUUGUUGAAUAUAUGCAUGGAAAUGUGUUUAAGCAAAUUGUAUUUUUUCUUAAAUUAAGUAUUUUCAAGCAUAAAACUGCAAAACAAACUAACUAAAUUACUUUUAUUUUUUGUAAUAUAAACUCCUGCUUUUGUGAUUUCAUCUUUUGCAGUGAGUUUUGCAAAGGCAUGACCUUUAAACUAAAUGAUUUUGCUCCAUUCUGUUGCUGUCUUCUGAUACAGAAAAUAACCUUGUUUAUGUUCAAAUUUACACAUCCUCUCAUUGCUUCCCUCCUGAACAGAACCCUUUCUUACCAAAACAAACCCAAGUCCCCUAUAGACAUCCUAAAAAUACCCAGCACUAUGAGAGUUCCUCUCGCUGCUCCAUCACAUUAGGAGAAUUUGUGGCAACUCAAUCACAUCUUUUGCAGACUGCCUCGUCGUACAUAAUGGUAGGUUUUCCACAUUGGGCCAUUGUUUCCCAUCUCAUCUAGAGUAGGUAUUGUUGACUAGUAUCCCUGCCAGCCACAGUCAAUGCAAGGAAACAUAUGGUCAUGGGAGAAAAAUAGCAACGUUUUUUCACAUGACUGUAAAUGACAAUACAUUGAGGCCAGCAAAAUUAUCAAGUUGAUUUUCAUUAAUUUUGUGAUGAAUUAAUUUAGUUAUUAUUGUCCCAUUUUUUUGCUGAAUCUUAUCACGUUUGAAUCUUGUGACACAAGAUCUUUUGACAGCCCUAGUUUUGCAUAUUACAAUGCUUUUGCGUAAACCUACGUAUAUCGAUUGGUAGGAAGUGAAUGGUAUCCGGAAUAAUAAUUUUGGACCACUGAAGUGUAAUUUUUGGACUGUUUUGUUAUGUAUUUACAUUGUCACGUUUCUUUACACUGCUGCAGCCAUUAAUCCCAUACAUAGGCCAAAUAUCUGUCUGCUAUCCCAGUGGUCUGAUCAUUAUUAAAGAUUAUUUUGAUAAACCUGCACCACGCCAAAUCCAGUUCAACGUCUGAUCUUCUCAGUGGCUGAAAGAUCCAAAUAGGGCACAUUAAAAAAUAUAUACAUCUAUAGAGUAUCCUCCUGUCAGAUUUCCUGCAUGGUGUGUUCAGGAGAUGACAAAAAUGGACACGGAGCGCAACUGGAGGCUUAUUGGGACAUCCCAAGCUGUUCCUGAGUUGUCUGGCAUUAGUGUUUAAUUAAAUGUGCCGAGGAAAAUUCCAAUCUGUUCCCACAUUAGGGUCUGUCCCUGUGGAUUAAGGUCACAUUGGACAUGAAAAUAAUAGUGAUUUUAUUAUUUGGUGGGUGGUGUCCGGUAGUUCUCUAACUCAUUUUCUGCCACUUGUCUUGUUCAGGGUAACAUGUUGUUGCAUAGGGACGUUCAUUCAUGAUGGGGUGUUUUGUUAGUGUGGAUGCAUUCCACUAUAUGCUUUAUGUGCCAUUCAUUUGUAUGCAUGCAUAAUAUUUGGCAGCCCCUUUCAAUAGCUCCUUUGUGUACUUGCCUGGACGGAGCAAGUUCCAACAGUUUGGUUAGCUCAGGCAGGCGUGUCAAUUGGUAGGCGGGGGUGACAGUGUGCAGGAUGUAGAGAGAGACCAGUUGUGGCUCUCAAUGAACUACAGUGUGUUGAACUGGAUCGCAAAAGGCUCUGUGCGUUGGACAAAAUGCUCUCUGCUCUUGUAGCGCACUUUCUCUUCUCUCUCAUCAUCGUCAAUGUUAUCCCCACAACUCCUGUUGUGGAGGAGAGACGUCCCCAGGCUGCAAAUGGAGCUGUUAGUGGGUCUCUGGUCAAGAGCAGAAAGAGGGUUUUUCCAGUGCCUCACACUCAGAAGCCCGACCCCGUAUCCGAAGCUUUCAGCUACUGCAACAGCCCCAACCGCACAGAACAAGCCUGGGAAGGUCACAGUCCAGCAGACUACACCCUGCUGUCUGUCCAGAUAAUGAUUCGUCAUGGGGACCGUUACCCUCUCUACUCUAUUCCCAGGACCAAAAGGCCCGCCAUAAACUGCACCCUGUCCAUAAGCAGGAAUCCCUCGCACCCUCUGCUGAGCGCUUUCAUUAGUCACAUGGCCCAGGGAGGCCGUGGACACUGGGAGUCGUCUUUGGCCUCCAUCCCUCGCCUCCCCAACCACAGUGCUUGCGAGAUGGGAGAGCUCACGCAAACUGGUGUGGUGCAGCACUUGCGUAAUGGGCAACUCCUCCGCCAAGCUUACCAGCGCCACCACCUUGUCCCUGCAAACUGGUCACCUCGUCAAGUGUGGGUGGAGACCACAGGGAAGAGCCGCACUCUUCAGAGCGGACUGGCUUUCCUCUACGGCUACCUCCCAGAAUUCAACUGGAAGAAACUGACCGUACGCCACCAAUGGAGCACGUUGUUCUGUGGCUCCGCCUGCGACUGCCCGGCCAGGAACCGAUACCUGGAGGAGGAGCAGAGGAGGCAGUAUCGUCUCAGGGUGGCCGAUACUGAACUGGAGAGAACUUAUGUUGACAUGGCCCGCACGUUGGGUGUUCCCACACGCACCCUCAGAGCGGCAAACCCCAUAGACUCCCUGCUGUGCCACUUGUGCCACGGCCUAUCGUUCCCAUGCAUGUCCAUGGAAGACGGUAGCGUGGGCGGGUGUUUAACAGUGGCUCAGUUUGCUGUAAUCCGUCGACAACAGCUAGACGAUGAGGCGCAUCGGAGAAGAGCAGGAAUCUAUCGUAAAUAUGCAAUCCUGGCCAUGUACCCCUACCUCAACCGAACCGCCUCCAGGAUGGAGCGAGUUGCCAAGGCUGCUGCAGGUCGACAGCCACCGAGAGCGAGAGAUGACGUGUUCACCCUUUCCUCCGCUCACGAUGUGACCAUGGCGCCCUUGCUGAGCGCACUGGGACUGGAGAAAGCCAGGUUCCCGCCAUUUGCAGCAAGACUGGUGUUUGAACUGUGGAAGAGUCCCUCGGUGGCUCAGGGGGAGCAGAAAAAGAGGCAGACUAAAGGUGAGAGGAUAAAAACAAGAGAUGGAGGGUUUUUCAUCAGGUUGCUGUACAAUGGAGAGGACGUGACAUUUCACACCACUUUCUGUAGCUCCCUUUCCCGCCACAACAUCCAGCCACUUUGCCCUCUGAAGAACUUUCUUUCCUUUGUCAGGAAAGACAUGUUCAGCGUUGUCAAUUCUAUGUCCUACCAAGAGGCUUGCUUUAGGCGUCCUGGUUGAGAAUGGUGCUGCACGGAAGGAUACUUGGUUGUCUUCUCCGUUUACUCUUUCAGCAAAAUUUCAACCAUGAUACUGUGGUGUCACACAAUUAUGUCAUUCCACUCAUUUGUAAAAACAAUGUGGCAGACAUCUAUGGUUAUUUUGUUUACAUUCAAUGCAACAUAUUUUUCCAAGUUGUGACAUUGUUAUGGAACUGCCGUUGUUAUUUGCAACAGUAAGGUCAGGGAGCGUAGAGUAGCGAUACAACCUGAAUGCAGUCGUGCAAACAUACACUACUCACAAAAAGUUAGGGGUACUUUCUGGGUGGAAUUUCACGAUGAAACUCAAAUGAACUACAGUCGUGGUUAAUUGGCUCUAGACUUGACCAGAAUUGUUUGAUUGUAGUUAGGGCAUAGAAAACCUGUCUUUACAAUCGUGUUAAUACAGUUUUUAACAUUAUCAGAGCCGUCAACACAUGAAAUAACACGCCUUACAUUUGUGUGACCCAAUAUAGUAGAUAUAAUCACUGAAAAUAAGGUGAACAGACGCACUCGUAAGCAGUUCCUUGUUUUUUUCUGGACAGCGUACUUCCUACUGUGGCUCUUAUCUCAUCACGGUAUUGUAAUGGAGGCUUUAAAUGGCUUCACACUCAUUAUUACCCAAUAUAGUAGAAAUAAAUGAGCCAUCUAAGACAUACAUAAAACUGUUCCUUAGCAUCACGUUUAGCCCUCGUCUCACCAAACACUGAUUAGCAUUUAUGUUUUAGUUCAUUUAGUUGGUUCAUUUAGCUAAUAAUAAGUACAAUUUGCUUAAAUAUGCAUUUUUAAACUAAUAAUAGGCAGUAUUCACCCACAAAAAACCAUGAUAGAGCAAGGUAGCGAGGUUCAAACUGUUCAUCAUGCUUUUCACAUUUUGAGACAACCUACCGGAUGUUCACAGAAGGAAGAAAGGUGUACCAUAUGUAUGUAGAGCAUAUUUAAAACACAUGUCACCAGUUGUAAGUUCUCCCAUUCGCCUCCCUGUUAGACGACAUUCAAAGUAGUAGGUUCAUUCUGAAAUUUCACGUGCAAACUGAAUAUCUUUAACAUUUUGUGAGUGUUCAAGGUAGUGGCACUAAGACACUUUAUUCUUACAUGUCUGACAUUAUCAUGUAAUUUUGUACAUUCCAGGGAAUUGUCAUUUUUACAAAUACAGUAUUCCAGAUCUGGAAGAAAUAUUGAAGCUGGAAAUACUAUGCUGGAUUAAACAUUCACAGAUUUGUUUUUGUG